GAGGAAGUACGUGUAACGAAGGCCGGUGGCUGGAGUUGCUAGAGUUGGUGCCUCACUCUGAAGGUUCCCCGGCGUCCGGACAGCUGAGCGGGCUCGGAGCUUCGGGAACUUUUCUCCAGCCCAGCCAGGUAACCAUUCCAUGGUCUGAAUGGGGAACAAAAUCUUCUGAAAUCUCAGAACAGCGCUUUUUUCUUCAACAUGGAGGACAAGAGACAGCGAGCCCGAGUGCAGGGAGCCUGGGCUACACCUUCCAAGAGCCAGUCUGCCGCUAGACCAGCUACUCCUGCCAGGAGCCGUCUUUCCCAGACAGCAGGGCCAGCCUGGAGGAGCAAUGAACAGCAGCCAUGUGACCGACAGUUCGUGUUCAAAGAACCUCAGCUGGUUGUUCGUCCAGCCCCAGAACCCAGAGUGAUUGACAGGGAGGGUGUGUAUGAAAUCAGCCUGUCACCUACAGGUGUGUCUAGGGUGUGCUUAUAUCCUGGCUUUGUGGAUGCUAAGGAAGCUGACUGGAUCUUGGAGCGGCUUUGUCAGGAUGUCCCCUGGAAACAGAGGAUGGGCAUCAGAGAAGAUAUAACUUAUCCGCAGCCGAGACUCACAGCAUGGUAUGGAGAGCUUCCUUACACUUACUCAAGAGUCACUAUGGAACCAAAUCCUCACUGGCUUCCUGUGCUGUGGACUCUGAAGAGCCGCAUUGAGGAGAACACUGGCCACACCUUCAACUCCUUGCUGUGUAAUUUUUACCGGGACGAGAAGGACAGUGUAGACUGGCACAGUGAUGAUGAACUCUCCCUGGGGAGCUGCCCCGUCAUUGCUUCACUCAGUUUUGGUGCCACUCGGACUUUUGAGAUGAGGAAGAAACCCCCACCUGAAGAAAAUGGAGACUAUACAUAUGUGGAGAGAGUGAAGAUACCAUUGGAUCACGGGGCCUUGCUAAUCAUGGAAGGAGCCACACAAGCUGACUGGCAGCACCGAGUGCCCAAGGAAUACCACUCCAGAGAACGGAGAAUAAACUUAACCUUUCGGACCGUUUAUCCAGACCCAAGAGGAGUUCCCCGGUGACACGUCUGCAGAGUCGCCACUGAGGUGAGGGCUGUGCACCUCACAGCCCCUCGCCGUCUCCCAGAAGCACUUCCAGAAGCUGCUCCAUGCACUUCCGUGAUGUGGCUGUUUGGAAAUGGUGGUGUUUGCUUCUCAGGUCCUACUCCUCCUGAAUGAGAGCUGCCAGCACUUCAUGAUGUCAACAUGUCUACUACAGGAAGGGUUACUUUGAGACAACUCUUAAAUAAGGGUUAUCAUUAGGCAAAUUAAAAACUGCUCUGGCUGUGCUCACAGAUGAUUUGGUCCAAAAGCUUUUUUCCUCCUGCCCUGCCCCCUUUAAUUUGAAGAAAUACAAAUGGCCUUGUGCCUCUGGCAAAGAUCUGAA
Apodemus sylvaticus (European woodmouse) is the source of this 1423-nucleotide messenger RNA. It is a transcript of the gene Alkbh3, whose product is annotated as alkB homolog 3, alpha-ketoglutarate dependent dioxygenase. Gene Ontology annotation, molecular function: dioxygenase activity. The transcript is spliced from 10 exons. NCBI's taxonomy places the organism in Eukaryota, Metazoa, Chordata, Mammalia, Rodentia, Muridae. Bases 199 to 1059 code for a protein of 286 amino acids. Gene Ontology annotation, cellular component: nucleus. The record is from RefSeq and is a predicted model, not a curated record. Gene Ontology annotation, biological process: DNA alkylation repair; DNA repair.